Cornus florida is the source of this 876-nucleotide messenger RNA. Its product is annotated as ubiquitin-conjugating enzyme E2 36-like. Gene Ontology annotation, cellular component: nucleus. The transcript is spliced from 8 exons. Gene Ontology annotation, molecular function: ubiquitin conjugating enzyme activity. The coding region runs from base 110 to 571 and encodes 153 amino acids. Lineage: Eukaryota; Viridiplantae; Streptophyta; Magnoliopsida; Cornales; Cornaceae. The record is from RefSeq and is a predicted model, not a curated record. Gene Ontology annotation, biological process: protein K63-linked ubiquitination; DNA damage tolerance.
CAAGUAGUACCGUAGCAUCUUUUAUAGCUUAAGGUUAGCUUUCUUUAAUAAACCCUUCCCCCACUCUCCUCUCUCUCUCCUCUUGGCGUUCCUUGGAAUCUGAUAAUCAAUGGCGAACAGCAAUUUACCUCGAAGGAUUAUCAAGGAAACACAGCGGCUUCUCAGUGAACCAGCUCCAGGAAUUAGUGCUUCACCUUCAGAAGAUAACAUGCGAUAUUUCAAUGUAAUGAUACUUGGUCCAUCGCAAUCCCCUUAUGAAGGAGGAGUAUUCAAGUUGGAAUUGUUUUUACCUGAAGAAUAUCCCAUGGCAGCUCCCAAGGUUCGUUUCCUCACCAAAAUAUACCAUCCUAACAUCGACAAGCUGGGGAGAAUAUGCCUAGAUAUUCUUAAAGAUAAAUGGAGUCCAGCCCUCCAGAUCCGCACAGUAUUGCUGAGCAUCCAAGCUCUUCUUAGUGCUCCAAACCCAGAUGACCCACUUUCGGAGAACAUUGCAAAGCAUUGGAAGAUGAAUGAAGUUGAAGCUGUUGAAACAGCGAAAGAAUGGACCCGUUUGUACGCGACCGGUGCAUGAUGACAGGAAUGUGCGUACUACUUGCAAAUGUCAUUUCUGAAAGUGUAUUAUGUUUAAGCUGAAUGGUUGUCAUUUCUGAACAAGUCAUUGUAUGAACAAUCAGGAAUUAAUCUACUCCAGCCCUUGGGUACUACUGGCUGUGUUGAUAGUUGUUAUCUCUUCUAUGUGAAAGAUUAUAUGGAAGUUUGAUGAUCAUCGAUCUCGACUUUUACAUAAUUGCGGAACUUGUCAAUAGAUUCUGAAAUAUUUCGAAUGUUUGGCGCCAACACAACUAUUCUUAUAUAUUGUUUCUCUCUCUUUUAACA